Messenger RNA from Dioscorea cayenensis subsp. rotundata (Guinea yam), 638 nucleotides. RefSeq names its product disease resistance protein Pik-1-like. The transcript has 3 exons. NCBI's taxonomy places the organism in Eukaryota, Viridiplantae, Streptophyta, Magnoliopsida, Dioscoreales, Dioscoreaceae. The coding region runs from base 201 to 500 and encodes 99 amino acids. The record is from RefSeq and is a predicted model, not a curated record.
AUCAAGUUGAAAGCCCGUUUUCAUAGCCGGUGAUCUUUUUCAAUAUCACUGUAUUCGAUCAAUUUUAAAUUCUGGCAAAUAAAAAUUCUUAUAAAAUAUUUUCAACAGUGAGGUUAGUAACACUAGACUAGAGGCUUGAGAAAGACCAUAGUUGUCUUCAUAUCUAGAAAUACCAUAAAAGUGGUACAAGUCCGAACCUAAUGUUCUUGUUCAAAGUGAUGGCAAAGUGUUUUGGGGGAAGUUCAGCAGUUCAACCAGGAUCUAGAAAGCAAAAGAUUGUGCUGAAGGUGGAAAUGGAGGAUAUAAAGAAGAGAUCCAAAGUUUUGAAGAAUAUUGUUUGCUGCCAUGGUGUUUACUCUGUAGCGUUAGAAAGGAAUGAAAAUAAUAAAGUAGCUGUUGUUGGUGAGGGAAUUGAUCCAGUGAGUCUCAUUCAGAAAUUUAGGAAUGAGAUGGGUGAUGUGCAGUUGAUUUCUGUUACUAUUGUUCAAGAGAAGAACUGAAGAAAAAAUUUAAAACUUUAUUUGAGAAUUUUUUUUUUUUUUUAGGGAAAAAACAAGUGCAUGAUUUCAUGGUUUGAGUUAUGCUUGGAUUUGUAGUGCUGAAAUCAAUUAAUGAAUGACCAUGAGCUGUCUUUUAUU